Opisthorchis viverrini is the source of this 1101-nucleotide messenger RNA. RefSeq lists its product as hypothetical. Gene Ontology annotation, molecular function: calcium ion binding; Notch binding. Lineage: Eukaryota; Metazoa; Platyhelminthes; Trematoda; Opisthorchiida; Opisthorchiidae. The record is from RefSeq and is a predicted model, not a curated record. The transcript has 5 exons. Bases 1 to 1101 code for a protein of 366 amino acids.
AUGGUCUCUAACCUUUUCUUCAUUGCAACAGAUGCUCUGAUCAUUGCCAUCUCUCUGGAUGGGGACACCAACACGGUUACGGACAUGGCCAGAUGUAGCCCGGCCAUUUCCUCAAUGGAGCCCUUGAAUCCGAGCUGUCUCCUCAAUGAAAAGUACGCUGACAUCAUUAAUUGUAUACGCAAUUUUAAUUGGCUACCACUUCCAACGCGCAGCUAUCUAGUCCAGCGCCCCAAAUCAUCGGCGAACGAAACCGUGACUACUAUACCACUGCACGGCAAGUAUAUGGUUCUCACAGACGACGACGAUGAUGAUGACGAUGAUGAUGAGGAUGAUGAUGAUGAUGAGGAUGAUGAUGAUGAUGACGACGAUGAGGAUGAUGAUGAUGAUUCGGAUGAUUCGGAUGAUGAUGAUGAUGAUGAUGAUGACGAUGAUAAUGAUGAUGAUGAUGAUGAGGAUGAUGAUGACGGCACAAGCGUAUCCUUGUUCACGCAAGCACACACCGAGGUCACAUUCACCUGCCCACAAGAACCGACCAAAGGCAGGUUUUCUUUCACGUUGGACUCCGACCAAUCGACAAAGAUGGGGGCCCAAGAGAGAGAUCGGGCACACACACAACAAUGUAGCAAAAUACUCGGUGAGAAAAUUGCUCAGAAAAGUGAUCCAUGUGCCAAUCAGCCAUGUGCGAACAACGGGACGUGUAUUUUGGUUGAUGAAGCCGGUGUUUGGAUCGAUUCCUCUCUGAAUGAACCGACAAACGCGUUUGAUUACAAGUGUCUUUGCGGCAACGGAUGGACUGGAAAGAAUUGCACGGUAGACGUGAAUGAUUGUAUCCAAGACCCAUGCAAGAACGGCGGUGUCUGUGAGGACCGGCCCGACAUGCGCUAUGCGUGUCAUUGUGCUCCUGGGUUUGUUGGCCAGGAAAUUCUCAUGACCUUGUGCCAAUCAAAUCUCGCCUGUCAAACCGAGCCUCAUCACAGUUCACUUUGGUUCUCACACACAAAAGCUGUUUUCAAAGUCAUUCGAUUUGGAAUACAGAAGCUGAGUAGUGCACUAAGCCGAUUAAUGACUUAUAUCGCCACGUCGUUCAACCCCUCUCUAUGA